This is a messenger RNA of Haliotis rufescens (red abalone), 2465 nucleotides long. Its product is annotated as zinc finger protein 729-like. Gene Ontology annotation, molecular function: chromatin insulator sequence binding. Gene Ontology annotation, biological process: regulation of transcription by RNA polymerase II. The record is from RefSeq and is a predicted model, not a curated record. NCBI's taxonomy places the organism in Eukaryota, Metazoa, Mollusca, Gastropoda, Lepetellida, Haliotidae. Gene Ontology annotation, cellular component: chromosome. The transcript is spliced from 2 exons. Bases 634 to 2127 code for a protein of 497 amino acids.
UAUUUAAACACAGGUGUUUAAUGGCGAUUACAAUUGGAUGCGCGUUCUCCGCUAUUCCGAGUGACACCACCCACAGCAGAAAUGCGACUGUUCAUAUAGACGUAUGACAAUGGGAUCGGACAAUGAAGUUAGCGGGCAAGGCAGUCACUUUGACAACGUCCCAGCUCUGAAGCUUCUGGUCGUAUUUCUCAGCGGAGCGUGACGGAGAGGUAGUCUCGUGCGAUACGUCAUAAGCGCGUGCAGCCAAGCGAGGCACGCGCCACGAUCCACCCGCUCUCACGAUAACUGCUCUCAUUCAUAAACUUAUGAAUGGGCCUCUCAAGCCUAAAUUGAGGCCCCAGUUAAUAUUUUCAUUCAUAAAAUCGUCGUGCCAGGUGCAAAGAGAAAUUCAUUGGUCGGCGGAGUCGGUCACGUGAUCCAUGUGUACACAUUGAGUGAUGGUAAAUGUGAUUUCUCCGAGUGAGACACUCAGAAAGGGUUAGACAAUCGCCGACGACAUAUGCAACCACGACUGACAACGUCUGCAUCUUCAACUACAACACCAGUUUCUAACAUUCCCAAAUACCGAUAUCACCAAGGUACCUGGAUCAAAAGACUAAUUUAAGAAUACCUUUCUUCAAGGACCAUGAACAUAUGCAGUUCCCAGCUUGUGUAGUAGCAUCCACAUAUAACGCGAUGAUCGUGCCAGACUUUACCCCUCUCGGAGCUUCCUUCCCAACGAAUGCGUACCACCGGAUGAUGGUGUCAAUGAUGGAACAAGGAAAUAACUACCGAGGCUUCCUCGGCCGGUCCCCACCCCCAAUCGUGCGGUCCCCACCCCACCUAACCCGCUCCCCACCCCAUCUCCUCUGUUCCCCGUCCGCACUGAUGGGGAGAUCAGAACCGCUGCUGAGGAGACCCGACUACCGUUUGGGUCGAGACUCGGACCUCCACAUCUCAACAUUCACCCCAUCCACUGGCUCCACCCCGAAGAUGGACGUGGCGGUAUCCCCCGACAGCAGUGAGACUGGAUCAUGCCUCUCCCCAUCUUCUGAAAAAUCCCAAAUGUUUAUCUCAAGUGAGGAUGGAGAUAGUGGUACUGUGGAUGGACCUCAGACGGACAAGGAUGGGUUCACAGACAGAAAAGCAUUCAAAUGUCCCCAGUGCUUAUAUUUCACUGACCGGAAGAACAAUCUAAAGCGCCACAUUGUCACAAUGCAUCAAGAAUGUUCCAAAACUUUAGAAUGCUGCGGUGUAAUGUUCCUCAGUAAAGCAGCUCUCAGAGACCACGUUGGCCUCUUCCACCGCGGCGGUUACCGUUGUCAGAUUUGUUCGAGGAACUUUUGCCGAAAGGCUCUUCUUCGACGCCAUCUCACUGUCCAUAGCGGGAGGAAGGACUUCUCCUGCGACUUGUGUGGGUACGCCACCAGCCACAAGAGCAACCUGGAGAGGCAUCAGAAGGUACAUCUUCGCCGUCCCGUGUGCGCCACCACAAGGGAAGAAUGCCCCCUUCUCCCUCCUCUACCGCCGCUGGAGAAACAGAGAGCAUCUCACUACUAUCCGAAAUUCGGUGGCCAUCGUGAAAAGACAAUCAAUCGAUUUGUAUUGUUGCCCAAUAGGAUUAAAUACACACAUCGAGGCACCCCAUCAGCCACCCCUAAAAGAAAACAGUCUCCGGAUGUAACACCGUUGAGUGUUCAAGAUGCGGAGAACAACGCUAUGCAGGAUGAGGACGUUAAUAUCGAUAUAGAUUUACCGAUUUACAAAGAAGACGCGAGCCAAGGAACAAGUUUUAAGCCUGGUACUGUGAUAAGGCAAGAUUCCGACGUUGAAAACAUGCAGACCGAAGUGUAUAGCUGUUCUCAAGAAAAAACUAAGAACACUUCUUCCAAGUUAUCGCUCCUCUCGUCAAGGAGCCGGAUCUUUGUGACGCCAUACAAGUGCUUUGAGUGUGGUAUGACAUUUUCAAAACAGGGCGACCUCCAUGCUCAUAAAUGCCGAACUCAGCGACAGACCUCAGAUACUGGUCUGUCUGUGAUAACAGCGGUCAGGAAAGGUCAAAUCAAGCUUCUAUCACAGAUGGAAUCGGAUAUGAAACCCCGGAUUUGUGAUGUUGUACACAGUGAGUCCCAGAGCUGUACAAAAUAGCUGCUUGUACACGCGUCCAACAUAUACCACUCAAAAGAAGUUAAGGAACACUCGAUCCAUGAGUGGUUAACUGCAGUAAUAUGAAUAAAUCGGGUGUUCUUUAACUUCUUUUGAACUGUAUACAUUCUUUAGUGCUACACAGUGUUAGAUGUAGGUUACGGUAAGAUGCUUGUUUCACUUAUUGACAAUGCUGAAGAGGGAUGCUGAAACGUUAUAUCCCACAAUGCAUCAUGCUGGCGUUUCAGAAUCGCGGUGCUUGAUGCUUUCAGGUAAUAUCGCCAUUACAAAUGUUAUAUUUUUUUCAUUGUUUAUUUUGUACUAUUAAAUCUUUAAAUGAG